Octopus bimaculoides (California two-spot octopus) is the source of this 984-nucleotide messenger RNA. Its product is annotated as enhancer of rudimentary homolog. The record is from RefSeq and is a predicted model, not a curated record. Lineage: Eukaryota; Metazoa; Mollusca; Cephalopoda; Octopoda; Octopodidae.
UAUAAGGUUACCGUGUGAAAAAUAUUAACUGCAGAACUAGUCUCUUGUCUCAACUUCCGGCUUCAAUUUUAUUUCUAGGAAUUUUUGUUUUGCUCUGAAAUUGGAUUACAAGACAAUUUUAAGAUGUCUCACACCAUUAUGUUAAUUCAACCUAAUCCGAAACCAGAAACUCGAACUUAUUCAGAUUAUGAAUCCCUGACUGAUUGCCUUGAAGGAAUUUGCAAAAUCUAUGAAGAACAUCUGAAGAGGAUGAACCCAGCUUGUCCUUCCAUCACAUAUGAUAUUAGUCAGUUGUUUGAUUUUAUUGAUGAACUCACUGAUCUGUCAUGUCUUGUAUUCCAAAAAUCUACUGGGACUUAUGUUCCACACAACAAAGAGUGGAUGAAGGAGAAAAUCUAUAUAAUGCUGCGGAAACAAGCUGGAUCAGGUUAAAGCAAGCAGAACCACACUAUCUCUGUUCAUUUUUAUUUCAUCAUUUUUUUUUUUUUUUUUUUGAACAAAUGAAAAAAAAUUAUUCUGCAGUUAGGCAACUAUUUAACAUUUAGAUACCUUUGUCAUAUUGACCAUUUUUCAUAUCUUAGCUAUGUCAUAUUUUUAUGAUAACUAACAUCUCAAAUAUCAUGUUAAUUCAUGGCUUUGAUUGGUUCUAUGAAAGUCAGGCCUCAUAUAAAAGAAAACUUUGAUAUUGAGAGAUAUUUGCCUCUUUUGGAAUUAAAUAGCAAAUAAAUAUUUUUUAAUAAGACUAAAAUAUAUUGCUAUGGUGAAGCUAUCCAGCAGAAAUCUCAGCAAUGCGUGGCAAAUAUCCUUAAUAUUGUUAUAAGGUGUGUAUCAGUUUGUGGAAUUUUUGACAUCCAUCUGGAAAUAUUUUGUAAACAGUCUGUUCCCAUCUCUUACAUUUCAUGUUUCCAUAACAAUGGAUGAUUAUUUUAAAUUUACAGAAAACUCAUGUUUCAAAAAUAUCUGAAUAAAAGUAUUUCUAAAAUA